Phycomyces blakesleeanus NRRL 1555(-) is the source of this 753-nucleotide messenger RNA. RefSeq lists its product as hypothetical. The transcript is spliced from 3 exons. Bases 1 to 753 code for a protein of 250 amino acids. Lineage: Eukaryota; Fungi; Mucoromycota; Mucoromycetes; Mucorales; Phycomycetaceae. The record is from RefSeq and is a predicted model, not a curated record.
AUGAUGAGAAUAAUAUUCACUAACGAUCAUAUCGAGCAUGUCCUCGAUGAACAAAUACAAAGGUCAACCGACUUGUCUCUAGAGUUUACUCGUGGCGAGUUGAUGCGGCUGAACCUAGUAUUAAAGCAGCUGGCAAAUAACAGUCAAAGUAUAUAUAAAGUACCCACGGAUCUCAUGCUGCUAUCCAGCUCUCUGACGAUUGACAAGCUACCAAGGAAUCCUAUCGCAGAUAGUGCUGACAUCUCCGAGUCAAAACUUUGGGACACGUAUUUUGACUCUUUCUUGCCCGCCAAUUUCUCUGACAAUGAAAGAAGCACACUUUUACGAUGGUUAAAUAAACAUGCCAAAGUCAAUCUUAUCCAACUUGAAACAUCAAUAACGCUGAUUGACCAACUGAAUUUUGGUGCCAAUCCCGGAUUUGGUGAAGUGAAAAAUUCCAAGCCAAAAUGCGAUAAAGCAACCCUAUGUGGGGAUUUCUUGCGUCUGGCCCAUUUGACAAAAGGAUCCAUAGACAAUCCCCAUUUGGAGGCCUCAAUUAGCUUUCGUAUUCAUGGCUUUUCUAUCACUUUCUAUAUGACUCGAUUGGACUAUCCCAUCAUAUACACAAUGACUGAGCUUGGCAAGACAAAGUUUCCACAAUCAUUGAAUGAUAUAUCUACCUUUUGGUGCCUUCAAAUCAUGCGACUUACUAGUUCAGAUAACCAGUGCUUUCUGAGCUCACUGCAAGCUGAGCCUUUCUCCCUCGCUUGUUAA